Lytechinus variegatus (green sea urchin) is the source of this 1227-nucleotide messenger RNA. RefSeq lists its product as uncharacterized. Lineage: Eukaryota; Metazoa; Echinodermata; Echinoidea; Temnopleuroida; Toxopneustidae. The record is from RefSeq and is a predicted model, not a curated record. The transcript has a single exon. The coding region runs from base 1 to 1227 and encodes 408 amino acids.
AUGGACAACAGUCACAUGUUAGCAACCAUAGAGAGAAAAAUGUGCGCUGUUGAUAGGAAGAAUUGGUUUAGAUACCAAGAAUCAGAGAAGCAAGCUGCAAGCUUUGAAACUUUGUUGACAUGGCUGAACCUGAAAAUGAAAGCUAGGAUGAGAGCGUCAGCACCAUUGAGAUCACAGAUGCAAAGUGAAGGAAAGUCAGCAAAUGUUCAUCAUUUGUCAUACAAAGAAAAGAGCAAACCAGACCAUAGUGAUAGAUACCAUGAAGAGCAGCCACGAGACAGAGCUCAGAGACAACAUCGCUGCUGGCAUUGCAAGACUGAUGAACACUGGGUAGAUCAGUGUAAGCGUAUAAUCUCUAUGGCUGCCCCAGAAAGACUGAAGUUCUUCAAGGAGAAUAGAUGCUGCUUUAGCUGCCUAAAGAAAGCAGGGAAAAACCACUACAUAGCAAACUGUAGAAGGCAGAAAUGUUCAGAGCAAGGGUGCACUUACUAUCACCAUCCUUUGUUGCACUUUGAAGCCAGUCAACAGAUGGAAAAUGAGAGCGGUAAAAAUGACAUUAACGUUGCCACUACAGUUGGAGCAUCGUUGCUGCCAAUCUUAUCCAUAGACGUUGACAGUGAUACUAGAGCAAACAUCCUGUUAUAUAGCGGCUCACAAGUUAGUUUGAUCAAAAAUUCACUCGCCGAGAGACUCCAGUUGAAAGGCACCAAAACGAGCAUCACAAUCAAAAAGCUUGGCGACGUUGAAGAAGAGUUGGAAACUUUCAGAUAUAGAGUGCCGAUUAGAGAAGCAAACACAACCAAGAAACACCAGAUUAUUGAAGUUGUCGGCGUCCCUUCAAUAACAGAGGAAGAAGCUGUUAGUCUGAAAGACCUCGCAGAUCAAUUUAAUAUCCCUAACCUGAACAGAGAUAGUGGGCCAGUGGAGAUCUUGAUUGGAAUAGAUCAUCCAAAAUACAUAAUAGGUGGUGAACUAAAGAAGAGAGGUAACUGCAUAGCAAGAAAGACUCCAUUAGGAUGGGUGAUCUUUGGUGGCACAGAGAAGCGAACCACAUGUGUCAAUGUCCUUCAUGUAGCAGUUCAGAGUCCAGACUUGUCAGAGUUUUGGCGAAUGGAAUCUCAAGGUGUAAGUUGUCAGUGCCAAGAGACUAAGUUAACCAUUGAUGAACAGGAAGAGGAAGAGAUCAUCAGAGCUUCUUCACAGAAGGAAAGCAGUGAAAAUCCUUGA